AUGGACUCGACACGAUCAACCUCGCCCAAACGACGACGCGAAGACGAAGACGGAUACGACGACGGACGGCCGCGCAAACGCUCCGCUUCCCGCGAACCGCCCAAUGCCUCACCGAGCUAUAGGAUAGCGGAAAGACCCGCGCGCCGCUACAGCAGAGGAGACAGCGAAGACGAACAGCGGGAAUUCAGAGACAGACGGCCUUCAUACUCUCCCUCGCCAUCGCGAUCACGUCGCUCAAGCUCGUCGUCCUCGUCGCCCCGACAUCGCACAUCCCCGCCCUCUAAACCGACCUCUCUACACUAUGCGCCUACGCUCAUCCUGCGCGGCCACAAGAAAGCCAUAUCGUGCGUCAAAUUCUCCCCAGACGGCCGCUACAUCGCCUCCGCAUCCGCCGACUGCACCAUCAAGAUCUGGGACGCCAAAACAGGAGCACUCGAACACACCCUCGAAGGCCACCUCGCUGGUAUCAGCACAAUAUGCUGGUCUCUAGAUUCCAAGAUCCUAGCCAGCGGCUCAGACGAUAAGAGCAUACGGCUAUGGGACACAGCAACUGGACUGGCGCACCCAACUCCUUUCAUCGGCCACCACAACUACAUCUACAGCAUAGCCUUCAGUCCGAAAGGUAACAUGCUCGUCUCCGGCUCGUACGACGAAGCAGUCUAUCUCUGGGACGUACGCGCCGCCCGAGUAAUGCGUUCUCUCCCUGCACACUCCGACCCCGUCGGCGGCGUAGAUUUCGUCCGUGACGGCACUCUGAUCGUCUCCUGUUCUCACGACGGCCUGAUCCGCGUGUGGGACACAGCAACAGGUCAAUGCUUGCGCACCCUCGUCCACGAAGACAAUGCCCCCGUCUCCUCCGUAAUCUUUUCUCCAAACGGGAAGUACAUUCUAGCCUGGACCCUAGACUCAUGCAUCCGCCUCUGGAACUACAUUGAAGGAAAGGGAAAAUGCGUCAAAACCUAUCAAGGCCAUGUCAACAAACAAUACUCGCUGUCCGGAGCGUUUGGGACAUACGGCGAGAAGGAGGAUGGUGGGCAGCAACAUGCGUUUGUUGCGUCGGGAGAUGAGGAAGGGCAGGUUGUUUUGUGGGAUGUUAGCAGUAAGAAUGUGCUGCAGAGGCUAGACGGGCAUACUGAUGCUGUGCUUUCCGUGCAUACGCAUCCGAGUGAGGAACUGAUUGUUAGCGCGGGCUUGGAUCGGACGAUUAGGCUUUGGAGACCGAAUGAGGGGAAGCGAGUCAACGGAGGACACGAGGAGGACGUGAACGGCAUCAAGGAAGAGGAGAAGAACGGCUUUGAUCCUGAUACCCUCCCGCCUAAUCCUUUUGCUGAGGGUUAG
This is a messenger RNA of Alternaria alternata, 1338 nucleotides long. RefSeq names its product WD40 repeat-like protein. The coding region runs from base 1 to 1338 and encodes 445 amino acids. Gene Ontology annotation, molecular function: protein binding. Lineage: Eukaryota; Fungi; Ascomycota; Dothideomycetes; Pleosporales; Pleosporaceae. The transcript is spliced from 2 exons. The record is from RefSeq and is a predicted model, not a curated record.